AUGACAGCUGGGCGCUCAAAUGGAACCGCAAAUAGCUCCUACGCAGAAUUUCUCCUGCUUCCAUUUCCAGGCCUUCAGGAAUCCAGAUACCUGCUCGCCAUCCCUUUCUUCUCCUUAUUUGUUUUUAUUGUCACAGCAAACUCCAUCCUAAUAUACACCAUGAAGGCCGAAACGAGCCUCCACUCCCCAAUGUAUCUGCUCGUUGCUCUACUCUUUGCAGUCAACAUCUGUGGGACUUCCGCCAUCCUUCCCAAAAUGCUGCUGAGUUUCGUGUUCCACGCCAGCCACAUCUCCCUGACUGGCUGCCUUGUGCAAAUGUUCUUCCUCUAUUUUUCAACUGGUCUAGACUGCAACAUUCUUCUCAUGAUGGCUCUGGACAGAUAUGUCGCCAUUUGCCACCCGCUGCGCUACACAAACAUCAUGACCACCAGACUCCUGAAUUUGCUAAUGCUUGCAUCUUUCAUUUACACCAUCUUUGUUGUUGGCCCAGUGGUGAUCUUGGCUUCGCGGGUGCGGUUUUGUCGUUCCAACAUCAUCAGCCAUUUUGCCUGUGAGCACAUGGCUCUCAUGAGGCUGUCCUGCAGCGACAUCUCAGUCAACAAGAAGGUGGGGAUGGCCCUCAGAUGCAUUUACAAUAUCAUCAACUUUAGCUUCCUUCUAGCUUCCUACAGCAAAAUUAUCCACACAGCUGUGAAGAUCUCAUCCGGCAACGUCCGGCACAAAGCCUUCAACACCUGUGGAACCCACCUGAUCGUCAUCUUCGUGAGCUACUCUUCCCGUUUCUCUUCCUCCAUUGUCUUCCGUGUAGCCAAGUCUGCCUCGGAAGAUGUCCACAAUCUGCUGAGCGCCAUCUACCUGCUGUUCCCCUGGGCUGUCAACCCCAUUAUCUAUGGUGUGAGAACCAAAGAAAUCAGGGAGAACCUCUUGAAACUCUUCCGAAGAAAGUUCUCUCCCUUUUAA
Eublepharis macularius is the source of this 960-nucleotide messenger RNA. Its product is annotated as olfactory receptor 52K1-like. Gene Ontology annotation, cellular component: membrane. Gene Ontology annotation, molecular function: G protein-coupled receptor activity; olfactory receptor activity. Bases 1 to 960 code for a protein of 319 amino acids. Gene Ontology annotation, biological process: G protein-coupled receptor signaling pathway. The transcript has a single exon. Lineage: Eukaryota; Metazoa; Chordata; Lepidosauria; Squamata; Eublepharidae. The record is from RefSeq and is a predicted model, not a curated record.